This is a messenger RNA of Lucilia sericata (common green bottle fly), 11312 nucleotides long. Its product is annotated as titin-like. The coding region runs from base 246 to 11183 and encodes 3645 amino acids. NCBI's taxonomy places the organism in Eukaryota, Metazoa, Arthropoda, Insecta, Diptera, Calliphoridae. The transcript is spliced from 2 exons. The record is from RefSeq and is a predicted model, not a curated record.
AAUCGCAAUAGACUGUAUAAUACAAAUCAUUUUAUAUUAUUUUUCAAAAUUUAAUUUAUUUGUAAUCAAAAUUAUUAAAAACAAAAAAAAUAAAAUUCAAAAUUAUUAUUUAGAAAACACUAAUUUCGCGAAAAGUUUACAAAAUUGCCAGUUACAUUUAUUUCUAAAUAUUUCUAAUAAUCCAUUAAUUUACCAAAAAAUAGGCUUUAUGAAGUAGAUAAGUUUCUUUUCAUUCUUGCAGUACAAUGAGUCGAGAAAGAUGUCUAUCGUUGGAUAGAGCUCAGCGCAAACGACAAUACGAAAAUACACUUCGUAGUGGUCGUUAUAUACCAGAAAGAUCACCAAAUAGAACACGAUUAGCCUCACGUGCUGCUGCUCUUCGAAAUGUACCUAGUUCACCGGAAAUAUAUCAUCGAAAUUAUGGAGGAGGGAUAGAAGAUUUGGGACAAGAUGAAAGACUACAAUGUAUUGCUAUAGAAGAUGACAAUAAUGAUGAACUAUUGCCUGAAUAUAAUACCGAUAGGCAACUUUAUAUACCAGAUUUACCAGAAGAGUUUUUAGAUGCAUUUGAAGAACCAUCGUUUUACGAUGUUCCGCCGAAUGCAUCAUUCGAUGAGGUCAUGUGUGCAAUGGCAACACCGCCACCAGCACCAGCUUCAUCGGCGCCCACAGCCGCAGAGAAACUAGAUGCUAUUAGGGCUGAAGUCGCCGAGGUAAUAAAAUUUGAUGAUUUACGUAAACGUAUGGCCGCUCACAUAGGAACAUCUGUACAAGAACAACAGGCAGAAGCAGUACAGGUUGAUGUCGAUGACGUUCGCAGACGUAUGGCAGCUCUUAUUGGUGAGAGUGAACCAGAACCACAGCCAUGUCCGCAUAAGAUACCUCCUUUGCCUGAAGAUCCAUACGCUAUACCACCGCCACCUAAAGAUGCAAAAAAUAUAGUGGCAAUAAUAAGAAGAGCCCAAGCUAUAGCAAGACUUAAAGCCCUUGAAGAAGCGAAAGCUGCUAAAAAGGCUCCAAAAGGUGUUGUUAAAAAAAGUGUCAGAGGUGUUCCUGUCCCCACUAAAUUGCCACUUAAAAAAACUGUACCUUCCGUACCAAAACCUACAGGAAGAACAGCUGGAACAAGAAAAUUACCCAAAACUCCAGCAUCUCGAAAUCUUGGCAUUGUAACUAAAAAGUUAAAAGAAUGUCCUCCAACGCCGCAGCAUCCUCCCGAUUAUGUUCCUGACGAUUGGGCUGCUGCUAUAUUGCGAACUAGGAAAUUAGCUGGCCUUAAGACCACAAAUCCAAAAUUGCUACCAAAACCAAAAACGCCAUUGCCGCAAGUUUCAAAAUCUCCUUUAGCACAACCUACUACUACUCCAGCACUACCCACCUUUGCUAACAUCAUGGAGCGAGUUGCUGCUAUUCGAUCAAGAACAGAUAUAGCUAAAUCACCUUUAGUGGAUCAAAAUAAAAACCUUUUAACACCUACUCCACAGGAUGAAUUGGACGAAUAUGAAGCCCUAGAGCAAUUAUAUGGUCACACAACUUUAAAUCAGUGUCCGGUCUUGUUAGAAAAUGUUACCAAUUUGCAAAAUCGAAUAAAUGCUUUGCAGCAACAACUUUUGCAGAGCCCACCGCUAUCUCUAGAUUCAAGUCUAAGAGCUGCAACUCCCACACCUCAAGAUGAUGACGAAUAUGAGGCUUUAGAACAGCUUUAUGGAGAUGGAGUGUAUGACCAAUGCCCUGCAACAAAUGAUUAUGAAACAGACUUACAAGACCGUAUAAAUAUUUUGCAACAGAAACUAUUUCAAUCUCCUGCCAAACAAAGUCCUAUUUUUGAAGUUCCUUCAAUUCUUCGAUAUCAGGAUUUAUUAAAGAGUAGAGAAUCUAUGGCGGCCGCUGCUGCUCAAGCUAGCUUAAUGCAUAGAGCUCAAGUAGAUACUGUACCCGAAUAUGAAGAUGAUUUCAGUAUUUACGAAGACUCUAGUCCACAUUAUGAAAUACUACAAAGCCCUAUUGUAGCCCAAUCAACAUCAAAGACAGGUACCCCUAUAUUAUCACCUAGAGGUACUCCACAACGAUCACGAUCUCCUGCAGCAACAACACAAAUAUGUCCUUCAGGAUUCGAUGAUGCGUUUCUACGUAAUAUAGACAUGCCAGAAUUUGAUGUAAAUGACAUACCCGAGUUUGCUUUUUCGGCCGAGGCAUUGGCGGAUGCUGGUUUUGUAAUUGGCGAUGAAGUCUCCCUGGGUGAAAUUUCAAUGCCAACUCUUGAAGACGAUGUUUCAUUAGAUGAAUUAGGCUUAGAGGAUGUUAGUUCCCCCGAUUUGUGCGAUUUGUCUAUUUCAGGUGUGGAUAUGGCAUUAGAACCAGACUAUACUUUAGAAAUCUCCACAGAAGAGGAUGAAGAUGAGAUUACUGAGAAAACUGUGGAAGAUCAAACUUCAAAAGAGCCUGGAUUUUUAACAACAAUGGUGAAUGCUGUAGUUGACAGGUUUAGAAACAUAUUUUCACCCUCGAAAUCAGAAGGAGAAAUGAGGGAGGAUGAAGACGAUGAACUCAAUUUAGAUUCAUCAUUACCUAAUAUGUUUGAGGGGACGCCACCUCCAAAGCCAAAAACGCCCCCACCAAAAUUGCCUGAAGAACCAAAGCCUAUUGUUGAAAAACCAGUAACACCUAAAGGGCCAAUCGUAAUACCACCUCAUCCUAAAGAUCCAAAGGAUUAUAUGGCCAUGGUUAAAAGGGCACAGGCGAUUCAGAAGAAGAAAGCAGAAGAGGCUGCAUUGGCUCCGAUUGCAGCACUUACUAAGGGAAAAGUAGAAAAACGGGAAAUUAAAUCGUCUAUCCCCAAAAGAGCUCCUCCACCAAAGAAAAAACCUCAAAUACAAAAGAAAAAGAAAGAGGAAAAACCAGAAAAAGUGUAUCCACCAGGAGAAUAUUCGCCUUCUGACACAAGAGCAGUAGCAAGAGCAAGAUCUUUAGCUGGCUUAAAAAAUAGAUCUGCAUUAUUAAAUCCGGAACGUGCUGCUAAAAUUGCAGAACUUAAGGCUGCCCGAGAAGCGGAAUUAGCUGCCAUAGAAGCAUUACCUCCUACAGAACGCAUGAGAAAGAAAAUGGAAACUAUGCGGAAAAGGGUUGGGGCUGCCUUACCUCGGCCGUCUAUUGAGGCUUUGGGAACGUUGGAAGCAAUACGCGCCAAUUUACCAAUACCAAAACCUCCUAAACGUAAAUGGCGACCUACUGGGAGACUAAGAGCUGAUAGACGAGUAAAGCCUUCAGAAAGAAUUUUUACGAGAGAUUUCGGUCGUGUAUUAAUUCCUACCAAGUAUACACAGAAAAAGAAAGGUUGGAGAAAACUUGAUGUUUUGUCUCCCAUUGUUGAAGAGGAACAAUUUCGAGAUAGAGAUUUCAUGGAGUUUUCUCCCUUGAAACGGCAUGAAGGCCAGCUGAGAUUACAAUAUUUAAAAGAACAAGCAGCGAAACGUGCAGCGGAAACUAUAAGAGCUGCUGAAGAAGCACAAGCAGCUAUUUCGCUACAUACACCCACUCGCCAACGAACAAAUAGUCCUACAUUUGGAAGCCCGAAAAUAACACAUCAAUUCAGCCCAAUCCAUCUUCAAUGUCCGAGUAGUCCCAUAACAGAAGAAACCAGGCGCGAGAGGAUAAUAACAAAAACGGGCCCAAAUGGAGGUGAAGAGAUAAUAAAAGAAGAAGUUACUGAAACCUCCACUAUUGAAAAUGGCGAAGUUUAUACGUCUACUAGGCAAGUCACAACUAAAACUGAUGCAUUUGGAAAUGUUACAUGUCAUAUACAAGAAAGCAAAGGAGAAGAUGACACCUAUUUAGAAGAUUUGUCGGAUAUAGAGCCUCCGGAGUUUUUGAACACAUCAGAUAUACCGCCACCAAUUGAUCCAUCUAUUCCUACCCCAGCGGAAAUAAUAGAUAGAAUUCGUUCUAAAGUUCAGCAAAAACUCGAUUUUUCUUUACCCGCUGUUCCGCACUCACCGAAAAGCAUUUCGCCUGCAACUCCUGGCAUGAUAGACUUUCCACAAGACAUAACAGAUGAGGAAUUGUUUGACGUAGAAGUUCCUGAAUUUGAGAGAACACCUCAAAGAGUAUCCCCACAGAUGAAAGCUUUUUCUCCUAUUGAAAAAGAUCUGCGAAUGUACGCAUGGGGAGAAAUUCCCCCUCCAACUCCACCACCAAUUUCUCCACCUGGAAUGCCUAUACAGAAAAUUCCUCGAUCUCCUGUACAACCUAAGCCUAUUAGCCCUCCACCAAAACCAAAAUCUCCAGAAGGAAUGAUUUGUAUACCACCACAUCCCAAAGAUCCGAAAGACUAUAAGGCAAUGGUGAAACGGGCACAAGCGAUUCAAAAACUUAAAAAACAAGAAGAAGAAAUAGCAGCUAAAAUUACACCUCCAACAAAACCUACUGCAAAAAGUGGACGAAUUCCUAUAUCUCGGUGGGUUGCACCUCCUCCAAAAGAUCCAAAAAGACCUCCACGAAAAAGAUUGGUGCUUAAGAAGCGAGUACCUAAGAUUUCACCCAAAAAGAUUGUACAGCAACAAGAGGAAGGCCAAGAUGAAGAGAGAGAAUGUCCCUUAGAGCCACCACAACUUGCACAAGAUUACAGGGAUGCUGUAGCUCGAGCGAGAUUAAUACAUGGCUUGAAAAACCGAACAGCUGCCCUUAAUCCAAAAGUUGCUGAAAAGCUUGCAGCCAUGAAAGCAGAAGAAGAGGCUGCACAAGCGGAAUAUGAUGCAUUGCCCGUGCAUGAGAAAAUUAAAAAACGAAUGGAAAAAGUGCGAAAAAUUCCACAAAAAAAACGUCGCAUCGUGGCAACAUCUGAUAUACUUGGAACUAUAGCAGCCAUUAGAGCUAAUAUGCCUCCAAUAGAUGAUAUAUUGCGCCAGCCUUCCCCACGUAGUUCUCCAACAGCAGAAAGUCUUCCAAUUGUAACUCAAACAACAUCACCACAAACUCCAACUGCAUAUUCAUCAGUAAUUUUGCCACAAGCUCCAAUGCGAGCUCGUCCACGUUUCACUAGUACUUCACCAGUUGCAGACGCAUCUCUGGAUGAAUUUGAGUUUUUGGAACAAUAUAUGGGAGCAAUGCCAGUGACUCCAGAAAUAUGCGUUCCUGUUAAAAACAUUGAUGAAGACGAGUCAUUUGAAAUUCCAGAUAUAUCAUUACUACGACCAUAUACAUCUCCGGGGCAAGUUCAAAGUACAAUACCACCACACGCUCCGUCCCCUAGUCGCUCCCGUAUACAUUCACCGCGGGAUGUUCCUAUCUGCUUGCCAACAGAUUUAUCGCUAGAAGAGUUCGAAAAUCUAGAAGCUGAAUUAAAGACUGACAUGUCAUUAGAUGAAUUUGAAGCUCUAGAAGCGGAAGCUGAAAUCUUAUACAAUUACGAUACUCCUAAACGAGACGAACGACAUUGGGGUAGGAAGUUAGUAGAUCAGUUCACUCCAUCGCCAAGAAAGAAAUUAAUAGAUCCUAGCACUCCAUCAGUAACACCGGAAACAAUUAACCUUCUUACUCCCUCACCUGCUCACCCUUCGACUCGAGACGAAUUUAUAUCCCCACCUGGUUUCGUACCAGCACCUUCGAUGCGAAUGCUAGGACAAGUCGGAUUUUUCCAGGAACAUGGAUUGUUUGAUGAAGAAUCAAUUCUAGGACAUGAAACCUUAAAACGCCCUUAUAUUACUCCCAGAGCAGAUGCAAAACCCGGUUCUAUAUACUAUGACGAAAUGCAGGAUUUCAAAGUUCCCGCCGAAGAUAUUGUACUCGACACAUCACAAUUAAUGCCUCAAACUCCAGCAAAAACCUUACAAGAACGAUUUCAAAGGCUAAAAGAAGCACAUGAAAAAAGAACAAGUUCCCCGAGAUAUGAACAACAAUAUGACAUUACUCCGAGUACACCAUCCGUUGAUUUUACUCCUAUUGGACUUAUUAGCCCCAGUGGUGCUCCAUGUAUAGUUCCAGAUUCACAUAGAAAACAACUUUCUCCCAUUAGUUCACCAACUGAAAAGGAAUGGCUAUUAAACCUUGAAGAAACUCCGAAAAAGAGAAUGCCUGCAGUAAAACAAUUUAGAGAUCUGGAAGAUAUGCCAUUUGAUGAGUUAGAAUAUGAAAUUGAGCCUAGUAUGAUAGACAUUUCAUUUGAAAAGCCUGUGAGUCCUCCACCUAGGCCAUCAGAUAUUAUAAGAAGAAUUAGAUCUAAUGUUCAGCAACAAUUAAUAGAACGUGAAAAGUUUUUAAAACCGGCAACUCCUAAAAUGCUACCAAUGCCCGAAGAAUUGACAGAUGAAGAAUUAUUGGAGCUAAGUGUACCUGUCUUCGUACAAACACCACCAAGAACGCCACCAACAAAAUACAAGUCACCACGUGUAUCCCUCCCAAUGGCAUGGGGCGAAGAACAACCGGUUACCCCAGUUACUCCAAUAACUCCACAACCUCGCAUGCCAACACCAAUUAAAGAGCCAUCACCACCUCGUCCAGCUGAAAUAUGUGUUAUUAAAGAAAAAUCUAUUUCUCCUGAAGGCCCGAUUGUUAUUCCUCCACAUCCAAAAGAUCCAAAAGACUAUGCGGCAAUGGUAAGAAGAGCACAAGCAAUUUAUAAACUCAAAACACAAGAAGAAGCCGAAGAAGCAGCAAGAGCUCCACCACCUGAACCACCAAAGAAGAAGGGACGUGUGCCUAUUUCGAGAUGGGUAGGUCCACCACCUAAAAAGAUCAGUACUAAACCAAAAAGAAGACUUGUCCUAAAAAAACGUGUUCCUCAACCUUCAAAAAUACAGGCAAAGAAAGUAGAUGAAGUUCAACAAACAUUGUUGCCCGAGGAAGAAGAAAUAGAAUAUCCUGCGGAACCACCACCACUAGCGCAAGAUUAUAGGGAUGCUGUUGCCCGAGCAAGACUCAUACAUGGUUUAAAAAAUAGAACAGCUGCUUUAAAUCCCAAAAUAGCAGCUAAAAUUGCAGCAAAAAAGGCUGCGGAAGAAGCGGCAGCUGCAGCGUAUAAUGCUUUACCCGAACACGAAAAAAUUAAAGUACGCAUGGAACGUUUGCGAAUGAAACCACCUCACCGUCGAAGAGGACUUAAACCUACCAUGGAACAGAUUGCAUAUUUGGAGGCAUUAAAACAGAUGGGAGAAUAUCAAUACUCUCCAUUAGCUACGGUAAAGUCUACAACACCACUUCGAUUAUCUGAAACGCCUCGAGCUAAAGCAUACCAAAAAGCUCCUAAGGCGACGUAUCAGCAAAUGCCAACUCCUCGAUCAGAUUCUAGGAAAAUAACAGACCUAGAGUCCAGAGAAUUGGCUGAGUUCGAAGCUUUAGAACAGUUCGAAGCAGCUCCAAUUUGUCCUGCUCCCAGCUCAACAGAAGACAAUGUUGCUUUACGACAACGCAUUGCUGAUUUGGAAGAACAGUUAUUGGAAGCCGAAGAACUGCCGCAAAUGGAAGAUGAAUCGUUGGCAGAAUUUGAAGCAUUGGAAGCUUUAGAGGCUCCACCUGAUCAAUGUCCCACUCGACCUGUUUCCUCUUUGGAUAUGAAUCAACUUAUUUCAGAUUUGCAACAGCAGCAGUUGGUAACACCACCAAGAAUUGAUCCUAGAGAAAGAUAUCAACAAUUAAUAGCCCAAAGAAAAGCGCCUCCUACAACUCCCGUUAUAAGCCCUAUAAAACCACCAGAAAUUCGCUACAGCCCUAUUACGUUAUUUUCAAGUCCGCCUAAGGAAGAAGGUAAGAAACGUGCAGAAAAAUCUACAACGCAAAUUACAAGAAGUGGCGAUAACACCAUUAAGGAGCAGGUUAUUGAAACGUCAGAAAUAAUCAAUGGAGAAUUGCAACACCUUACAACGCAUGUAACAACGACAACCGAUCCUCAAGGUCAUGUGACAUAUCAAAUUAACGAGAGUAAACGUGUUUCUGCUAGAGACCGUUCAGAUGAAUUAGAAUCCUCUGAGAAUCUGGGAGAUAUUCAAGAACCAAGUUUCUUGGACACCACGCCAUUAACACCAAUGGAACGCCCUAGACCAAGAGACAUCAUUGAAAGGGUGCGUAGACAAGUCAAGGAAAGCUAUAGACCGGAAGUACCAACAGGUCACCUUGUAGAAUUAAGAACACCUCCCCGUAUGUUGUCUUUGCCAGAUGAAGUGCCUGAAGAAGAACUGGUAGAUUUCAGCUGCCCUGCAUUUGAAAGAACUCCUACAAGAACUCCCGCGCGUUCGCCAACUAGAUCCCCUGCAAGAUCACCUGAUGUUUCAAUACCUCAGCUAUUUUUAGCUACUCCUCCACCACCAACACCUCCUCUUCCUCCAGUAUCACCACUUAGAUAUCGUAUACCAUCACCUGAAGGUCCAAUUGUUAUACCACCCCACCCGAAAGAUCCCACGGAUUUUAAAGCAAUGUGUAGAAGGGCGAGAAAAAUUAAACAGUUAAUGGAACAAAAUGAAGCAGAAGCACUUGCCGCACAAGAAGCGGAAGCGGCAGCUGCGGCUUUGGCUGCUGCAGAAGCUGCGAAGCCGAAGAAAAAAGAAAGAGUUCCAAUAUCGAGGUGGACUGCACCACCACCGAAAAAAACAGGGAAACGAAAAAAAUUAGUAAUGAGAAAACGUGGCGAUGUUGUGGCAACAAAAACUCCAGGAAAGCCAUCUGAGUUAGAAAAAACACAACAUCAAAUAGUAGAGGAAGAUUUUGAAUACCCUGCAGAACCGCCUCCAUUACCAGAACACUAUGCACAGGAAGUUGCUUUGGCAAGAAAAUUAGCUGGUCUUAAAAAUAGAACAGCAGCUUUGAAUCCAAAAGUGGCGGCGAGAGAAGCAGCAAAAGCAGAGGCUGCUAGAAAAGCUCAAGAAGCUGAAGCUGCCAGACUUGCAUUGCUAAAUGCACAUCCGCCAUCACCUAUUAGGGAUUAUGCCACAGCACUAUCCAGAAUGAAAUCAAUGAAAGAAAAGGGUAUAGUUCCACAGGCUCAACCAUCCCUCGCAGCGGCUGCAUAUUUGGAAGCUGUAAAAGGUGCAAUGCAGUUACAACAAGAACAACAGCCUACAACUGAAAUCCCAAUCAUACAAGAAUCUCCAAAACGACGAUAUGCGAGAAUUAUGGCUGAGAGAGCAGCAUUACCACCUAUAAUUUCCGAAAGUCCACCAAGAACACCUAAACUCGAUGAUAUUCUCUAUUCUCCUAUUCGUUUUGUAAGUCCUCGAGCAGAUGACAGCAAAAUUGAUUUAGCAGAACCAAUGCAGGACUACCAAUUUGAUUUAGCUGCUUUUGAGAACUUAAAAGAGCUGGAGGAACUAGGUGAAUUUGAGGAACCAAGCUUUAUAGACGUUAGUCAAUGUUCCCUUACGGAAGAUCAGUAUAUGCCACUAACACCACCUCAAACACCACCGCCCGUAACUUCAGAGAUAAUCAGCAGAAUACGUCAACAAUAUGAACAACAACAGGCUGCAAUUUGUCCCGAAAGUCCGCCUUUAACACCGACAGCUUUAGAUUUUCCCGAAGAAUUACCAGAGGAAGACCUUUUCGAACUUAGUGCUCCAUCAUUUGCCAAAUCACCAUUUAAAGAAGAAAGACCUAUCAGAUCUCCAAAUAUAUCAAUACCACAUUAUUUUGAAGAAUCACCACCUCCUACUAAAGCUAUGACACCAGCAUCAAAAUCUAUAAGUCCAAGUGUAUCUAAAUCGCACGAAUCUGAUAUGACUCCAGAAGAAAUCGAUGUGGCAAGCCCUCCACUUUUAGGUGUUUGCCCAGGUAUUCGUGUAAAAACACCGCAGGGACCAAUUUUAAUUCCAUCACAUCCCAAAGAUCCUAACGAUGUAGCCGCUAUGAUAAGAAGAGCACAACUUAUCCAUAAACUGCAGGCAAAAGAAGCUGCAGAAAAAGCAGCUACUAUAAAUGUAGCCAAAGUUAGAGUGCCAAUAUCGAGGAGAGUUCCAGCAAAACCACUACCAAUAAAAGGAAGAUUAACACGUAAAUUGGUGCUGAAGAAGAAAGUUCCUGAUGCAAAAGCCAAAGCAGUAGCGCCCCUCUCUCCCAAAGAAUGUCCAACGGAGCCACCAUCACUACCAGCCGAAUAUCUUGCAGAAGUAGCCAAAUCUCGAAUUAUUGCAGGGCUUAAAAACAAAACAGCACUUCUUAAUCCGAAUGUUGCAGCUAGACAACAGGUAAAGAUAGCUUUGGAAAAGGCAAAGGCUGACGCCCAGUUAACACGGACAUCGCCCAAGGUGACACCUCCCCCUCCUAACUAUGCAUCUAUAAUGGAAAGAGCUGCCGCAAUGAGAGCGGCAAAGGCAAAAAUUCAACAGGGUCCUACUGCUCGAGAGCUAGCAAAUAGACAAAACUUAAUAAACCGCCAGCAAAGGCAAGAACGAAAGCGACUAUUACUUGAACUAGAACGAUUGCGAAAACAAGGUGUUGAAAAGUCAAUAGAAUUUGAACCAAAAACACCACCGCCUCUACGAGAACGAUUUCAAGCGAUAAAAUCAAGAAUUCCCACUGAAACACCGACUUCCUCAAUGUAUCCUUACAGUCCAGUCAAAACUCCAGACAUUGUUGAUUUACCACAAUACCAACCGCUUGUCUUACCUCCAACACCUCCUUACCACUACCUAGAAAAUGUAGACGUACCCGAUAUUGAAGAUGUUUCAAUGCCAUUUGAUGAUUUCAAUGAUAUUGAUUAUGAAAUCGGCGAUGCAGAAGAUUUAGAGUUUCAAUUAGCAGAAGCUGCAGCAGCUUAUUCAGAAUAUGAUGAAGACAAUAAUAUUGCUGAACUAGAAGCGGCACAAGCCAAAGAAUUGCAAGUAAUUCAAAAUGAGUUCGAUAUUGCAGAAAGAAUAGAUAUGCUACAGCAGCAAUUAACGGAAUCUGGAAAUAAAUCAUCAUUAACUGAUGCUGAUGACCAAAAUCAGUAUGAUAUGGCUGAACGAAUGGAAAUGUUACAAGAUCAAUUAUUGCAAACACCUAGAACUGAGACAGAAGUCCAAGAGCAAUAUGAUAUAGUCAAACGAUUAGAAAUGUUACAAAAACAGUUGUUACAAACACCAACGUCACAUCAAUCACCCAAGAAGAAUGCCAGUAAAGGCUAUGUUUGCGUAGAUAUGUCCCAGUUUGAUGAAGAGGCUGAACAAGACAUCUAUGAUGAAAUGAUGAAUGAUUUUGAAGCAAUGGAAAGAGAAUGCAUGUAAAUAUUUGCAAAAAUUAUUGUUACAUUUAUGUAUUAUUUUUGGUAACUGUGAUAUAAUUAGAAAUAUUUAUAAAAAAUAGCUGUAAAGAAUAUUAUAAUUUUAUACAAAUAAAAAAUAGUAAACAUUUUU